Messenger RNA from Trichosurus vulpecula (common brushtail), 3771 nucleotides. Its product is annotated as zinc finger protein 420-like. Bases 13 to 2607 code for a protein of 864 amino acids. Gene Ontology annotation, biological process: negative regulation of transcription by RNA polymerase II. NCBI's taxonomy places the organism in Eukaryota, Metazoa, Chordata, Mammalia, Diprotodontia, Phalangeridae. The transcript is spliced from 4 exons. The record is from RefSeq and is a predicted model, not a curated record. Gene Ontology annotation, molecular function: DNA-binding transcription repressor activity, RNA polymerase II-specific.
CUGACCAUCGGGAUGAAAGCAGUUGGCCGCGGCCGGAGAGGCCGGAGCGCCGGGAACAUGGACGAGGAGCUCUGGCCGGGGCCAACCCGGGACCAGGCCCCCUCCCAGCCCAGUCCACCGGGCUGCGGGACCGGAGUUCGAAUCCUACCUCUGUGGCCCAUCCCGGGCCUGGCCAUGGACCCCGGGCCCCGCCGGCAGGGAUGGGUGACGUUCAGGGAUGUUGCUGUGGAGUUCACCCGGACAGAAUGGCAGCACUUGGCCCCUUUUCAGAAGGAGCUGUACAGAGACGUGAUGCUGGAGAACUACAGGAACCUGGUGUGCCUUGGACUUGCAGUUUCCAAGCCAGAGGUGAUCUCCCAGUUGGAGCGAAGGGAAGCACCCUGGACACCAGGAGGGAUCCAGAGAAGUAGCUGUCCAGAUUGGGAGGCUACUCCUGAAACCAAGGAGUCAGCUCUAAAGCUGGACAUGUCAUUGGAAGAAUCAUCCUGGGAACGUGCUGCCACGUUAAAGAGGCACCACAAAAGUGAGGAAAAAAAUCCUCAGAAAGGAAAAAGAACACAAAAGAAACCUGCAAAUAAAUUGAGAGGCCACAAAUAUAACAACUGUGACAGUAGUUUCAGUCUAGGGCACGUCCCUUUUGCACAACAGAGAUUAUCUGUUGGAACAAUUCUCCAUAAAUGUGAUAAAAACAGAAAGCACUUCAGACUGUCUACAGACUUAAGAAAACACAAGAGAAUACAUUCAAAGAAGAUAUUUUUCAAGUAUAGUGAAUACAUGAAAUUCUCUAAGUAUAACUCACACUUUAUUGAAAAUGGCAGGCUACAUAAUGGAGAGAAACGCUAUCAGUGUAAUGAAUGUGGGAAGGCCUUCAGCCAAAAAGCUAGUCUUAUUCAACAUCGUAGAAUUCAUACUGGAGAGAAACCUUUUGAAUGUAAUGUGUGUGGGAAGGCUUUCCGCCAGAGCACAGGACUUAAGCAACACCGAACAGUUCAUACUGGAGAGAAACGUUAUGAGUGUAAUCAAUGUAGAAAGGCUUUCCGUCUGAGAACACAGCUUAUUCAGCAUUAUAGAAUUCAUACUGGAGAGAAACCAUAUGAAUGUAAUGACUGUGGGAAGACUUUCCGCCAGAGUGCACAACUUACUCAACACCAAACAAUUCAUACCGGAGAGAAACCUUAUGAAUGUGCUGAAUGUGGGAAGGCCUUCCGCCUAAGAACAUUGCUAAUUCAACAUCAUAAAAUUCAUAUUGGAAAGAAACCUUAUAGAUGUAAUGAGUGUGGGAAGGCCUUCCGCCUCAGUUCACAGCUUAUUCAACAUCAGACAAUUCAUACCGAAAAAAAGCCUUAUGCAUGUACUGUAUGUGGAAAGUCUUUUCAUCAGAGAGCCUUACUUACUCAACAUCAGACAAUUCACAGUGGGGAAAAGCCUUAUGAAUGUAAUGAAUGUGGUAAGGCCUUCCGAAAUAGCACAUGCCUUACUCAACAUCAGACGAUCCAUACUGGAGAAAAACCUUAUGAAUGUUAUGAGUGUGGGAAGGCCUUCCGACUGAGUGCAUAUCUCAUACGGCAUCAAAGAAUUCAUACUGGAGAGAAACCUUUUACAUGUAAUGACUGUGGGAAGGCCUUUACUCACAAUGCAGGACUUUCAUUGCAUAAAAGAAUUCAUGCUGGAGAAAAACCAUAUGAGUGUGAUGAAUGUGGGAAGACCUUCCGACGAAGAUCAGGGGUUGUCGAACAUAAGAUAAUUCAUACUGGAGAGAAAACUUAUAGCUGUAAUGAAUGUGGCAAGGCUUUCCGCUGGAGGACAGGACUUAUCCAACAUCAGAGAAUUCAUACUGGAGAGAAACCUUAUAAAUGUGAUGUUUGUGGGAAAGCCUACCGCUUAAGCAAAGGACUUACUCAACAUCAGAAAAUUCACACUGGAGAAAAACAAUACGGAUGUACUGAAUGUGGGAGUGCCUUCCGCCUGAAAAGACAGCUUAGUCAGCAUCAAAAGCUUCAUAGUGGUGAGAAGCGUUAUGAGUGUGAUCAGUGUGGGAUGGUCUUCUGUCAGAGUAGAACCCUUAUUCAACAUCAGAGAAUUCAUAGUGGAGAAAAACCUUAUGAGUGUAAUGAAUGUGGGAAAGCCUUUCGCUUAAAGACACGUCUCAAUGAACAUCAGACAGUUCAUACUGGUGAGAAACGCUUUGAAUGUAGUGAGUGUGGGAAGGCCUUCCGCCAGAAGACACAUCUUACUGAACAUCUGUCAAUUCACAGUGGUGAGAAACCCUUUGAAUGUAAUGAAUGUGGGAAGGCCUUCCGCUUGAGAACACAGCUUACUCAACAUUACAUAAUUCAUACUGGGGAGAAACCGUAUGAAUGUAAUGUAUGUGGCAAGGCUUUCAGUCACAGGACAGAACGUAAUCGACAUUAUAGAAUUCAUACUGGAGAGAAACGUUAUGAAUGUAAUGAAUGUGGGAGGGCCUUCCGCUUGAGCACACACCUUACACGGCAUAAGAGAAUUCAUACUGGUGAGAAACCUUAUGAAUGUAAUGAAUGUGAGAUGGCCUUCCGCCUGAGGGCACAGCUUACUCAUCAUCAGAGACUUCAUAUUGGAAAGAACAUUUAGGAGAGUUAACAUGGAGGAAAGGGUAUCUUCCAGAGCAAACACCUUUCUCACAUUAGUUAAUACCAAAUAGAGAAAAGUUGUCUAUGUAACAAUUAUGGAAAGCCUUUGAGCCACAGCACAGAACUUAGGAAAUAUCAAGUACUUCCUACUGAAAAGCCAUAUGCAUAUAAUGAAUGUGAGGUUUAUAGCUGGAGUACAAACUUUUGCUGAAAAUUAAGAACUUAAAGGGGAACCCCACAGUUGAGGCAGAUAUCGCUCUACUUUCUAGCAGGUUUCCUAAAGCUUUUUCUUCCCACCUGUAGUUUCUUAUCAUCUUCCUUCCAAAUCCCAGUGCUUACUGCAGUUGACUUAGAUGCUUAAUAAAUUUAAAUUACCUGAUCUUAGCUUCAUUCAUACUUCAGCAAAUGUGGAUUCUAACAAUUCUUUUCUCUUUCUCUUCUUUCCUAUGCCUUAUUUCAACCUUCUACUGGCCUCUUUCUUGCUGCCUACAAACAUUCUCAAAUCUCCUGCAUCCUUGAAAAGCUUCACUAGAUCUGCCAUCCCUGAUAGCUGUUGCCCUGUAUCUGUCCUCCCCUUGAUGGCUACAACCAGCUCAGAAAAACUCAAAAAACCUUGACUGCCUCCAUUUCUUCUCCUCUCACAUAGUCUCUUCCGGUGUUGCUCCCAACCUGACAGGUUUGGCUGAUUCCAAGAUUACUAGUGAUCUCUCACUUGGCCUUUCUUCAGUUCUCAGAGUUCUCAACUCUCUGCAGCAUUUAAUCCUGUUGACCACCAACUCCUAAUGGGUACUUUCUACUGCCUGGAUCUUUGUGACACUGCAUUCUCUUGCUUUUCCUACAUAUUGGGCUGCUGUUCCACAGUCUCAUCCAUAUCCCAUCCCAUUUUUAUGAGAGUAUACCAGAGAUCCGUCCUGGGCAGCCAUCCAUCUACACUCGCUCUUGGAUUUCUCAUCUCUUGCAUAUUGAACAAUGCUUGUGACUCCUAGAUAUCUCUUGAGUUCCAGUGCCAUAUCACUAACUGCAUAUUAUACAUUUCUUAUUGUAUUCCCUGUAGGCCUCAUAAAUUCAUGGACAUGUUCAAAAUAAAAUUUCAUUAUCUUUCCCCUAAAACUCCUCUUCCUAAGCUUCCUAUUUCCAUUGAGAGUACCCCCAUGCUUUGUUAUUA